Messenger RNA from Cryptosporidium ubiquitum, 606 nucleotides. RefSeq lists its product as uncharacterized. Lineage: Eukaryota; Apicomplexa; Conoidasida; Eucoccidiorida; Cryptosporidiidae. The coding region runs from base 1 to 606 and encodes 201 amino acids. The transcript is spliced from 3 exons. The record is from RefSeq and is a predicted model, not a curated record.
AUGGAGAACAUUAGGAUAAACGGCGAUUUAUCAAAGAGAAUAUCAUUAUCAUUGCAAAUUACACAUAUAAUAAUAUUGAAUUAUUAUGUAGAUAUUGAGAAUUUUAUCAAGCUUUCAUACAAGCAACAAUUGGAGCUUGUCACAGAGCAAGAGAAGCAAAGGUUGAACUUAUAUGGUGAUUAUAUUAUAAAUUGUAUUCCCUUAAAUAUUAGGAAACUAAAGAUUAGAGAGAUACUUGAAGAUCAGGGAAAAAAUAUAAUAUUAUCAGAGGAUGAAAAAACUGAGAUUUUAAAUAAGCUGAGUGAAAUUGUUAGUUUGAAAUCAUUCAAAUCGGAAUCAAUGCUAGAGAGCUCCUCUCCAGAAUUAAAGAAUGUUGGACUUUAUAAGGAUCACCUUAAGAAGUCAAGAGUGAAGCUCUUGCCAAUCUCUAAUACAUGUUAUACGAUAAUUAGAGAAAAGACUGAGGAUUUCUGUCAAAGUGAAUGCGAUGAAAAGAUGGAAAACAAUAAUUAUAAUGAACAAAUUCAACGAGACAAAAAUAAGGAUACUUUAAAAAAUCAAAUACUAGAUUCAAACGUGGUUAGAGACAUAAUAAGCUCAUUAUAA